Molecule: messenger RNA, 5425 nt
Organism: Aedes albopictus (Asian tiger mosquito)
Lineage: Eukaryota; Metazoa; Arthropoda; Insecta; Diptera; Culicidae
Gene: gzl
Product: E3 ubiquitin-protein ligase RNF13
Exons: 8
Coding region: 1151-2956 (601 amino acids)
Source: RefSeq, a predicted model, not a curated record
CAUCAGCACCAGCAACAGAGCAGCACUACGUGAUCGACAGUGACUCGAAACGGUUCCGUGUGUGAGGCGUAGUUUGUUGAAAAGGAAGAAAAGUGCAGUGCAACAGCAGCCAGCAGUCAUCAGCUCGCGAAAAUUUCUGAUUCGAUUCCAUCUUGGCAGUCCCCUGAUUGUACAAUUUUGAUUGCUCGCGACCGGAGUGGCGAAAAUGUGAAAUUCCGGGUUUGUGGAAAACGGUGCAGACGGAGAAGCGGUACGGGAGAAGCUUGAAGCUUGGUGGAAGAUUCGUCAUCACGGGCGGACCUCGGUCGGGUCGGACGGAACCAAGAAAAUAGAGUGAUUUGUUUUUGUUCUCAGCACUGUGAACGGGGGAAACACAAUGGCGACUGUCGUUUUCGUCGCAUUUGGAUUGUGAUUUUUGCUCGAACAGCGGAAGAGCAAAUUGUGUUGGAAGAAAAUUUUGGGAUUGCAAAUGCGGAAUGAUUUUACCGCGGAAGUCGGAGGAAUAACCUUGAAGGGAAUUGUGAUUGGGCCAGAAAAUUUAGUGAAGAUUUUUUUUUUGUUAGCAAAGGCUAAUCAAAUUGUUUUUCUACGUAGCAGAAAAGUGGUGCCUUUAUUCGAAAAUAAAGCCGAUUCUGUUCCACGCUGAAGAGAAAUUCCGGAUUGGAGGAUUACAAGCCCCGUAGGAAAAAAAGCAGCAAGCCGCAGCUAGAACAGUACCCGAGACUGCAUCUCACAAGUAACAGUCUGUGCACUAUCAUGCUAGAACGCAUCAGCGUGCCUCAGCUGCAGCACCUUCUACGCUUCUACCAUCCAUUCAUCAUUCCACCGAACAACAACGGUGGGUGUACGUCACCACAUCAUCCCAGCCGUUGUUAAUCGUGCAAUCGAGCUUACAGUCGCCGCCAGCCCGCUCGUAUCAGCUGUUUGUGCGUGUCGAAGAGCAUACUAGUGUGUGUCGGAAAAGAGCGAAAGUGUUAUUACAUUCGAACGAUCUGUUCAUUAGUUGAGGUGAAGAUACGAAAGUUUAUCGAAAGCAAGAAACAAGUGAAAUAUGAAUCGAUGCAGCUCAGAAGAAACCUAGCAAAAGUGCUACGCCCUGUGUAAGAAGACUCUUGGGAGUGCAACGUGCGACCGCCGAAACGAAACGACGAUGGCCCUGUCGAUAGUGAGCGCCUUCUUGGUCAGAAGCCUGCUGACCAACUACCAUCUAGUCCUACUGUUCUCAGUCUUCCUGCUGACGAAAAGUGCCAAGGGGGAUAUUCUCGUCUAUCAGCAAGAUCAGCUCCUGGAGGAGUUCCGAGACUUCCCGGCCACCUUCGGUGGCGACAUUCCCGAGAGUGGCAUCAAGGUGCGUGCCGUCCGGGCCUCUCCCUACGAUGGCUGCUCGGAACUGGUGGGCCCACCGGAGAAUGUCACCUCGAUGGGGACGGUCGGUGUGCCGACGCGAUUCGCUGUCAUCAUAGCGAGGUACAAUUGCUCGUUCGAGGUAAAGGUUCGAAAUGCACAGAACGCCGGGUACGUGGCCGUGAUUGUGCACAACGUUGGAAGCAAUGAUUUAGAACGCAUGUCGGCCAACCACGCCGAGGACAUCAUCAUCCCGUCGGUGUUCAUCGGCGAAAGCAACGGCAUCUACAUGAUCGAGAGUUUCCUGUACCCGCUGCCGUACUUUCUGAUCAUCACCGACGACAUCCCGUUCAACAUCAACAACAACCUGAUCAUCCCGUUCGCCAUCGUCGUCGGCCUUUGCUUCAUCAUAAUGGUCUGCUUCAUGAUCAUACGUUGCAUACGGGAACGUCGCCGUAUGAUGCGUCACCGUUUGCCGAACAGUGUGCUGCGGAAGAUUCCAAUUGUGAAGUUCGCCAAGGGAAUGCAGUACGAUACGUGCGCCAUCUGCCUGGACGACUACGUGGACAACGAACGGCUCCGGGUGCUGCCCUGCCAUCACGCAUAUCACGUCAAAUGUAUCGACCCGUGGCUAACGAAAAAUCGCCGCGUAUGUCCGAUCUGCAAGCGGAAGGUUUUCGCCCGAGGGGAACGUCGGCCGCCACGGCGGCGCUCGUCCACUGAUAGUAUGUCGUCGUCCGAUGCCGACGAGCACACUCCUCUGCUGAAUCCGGUCGAUAAUCAACCGACGGCGGCGGCGACAAGUUCGACUUCGGCGGCGUCCGCAAGCGGUCCAGCGAACUACCAAUCGCAGGACGGAGCGGAUGGUGGUGGUGCUGCUACAUCCGCUCAGGGGGCCAACAGCGAUGCCCACGUGGUCAAUGUGACCUCCGAUGACGAGUUUCUCGACGCACUAGUGCACCGUCGGGCAAUGCAGGUUGCCAUGUUAAUGGCCAUGCAGAACAGAGAAGCCGCACCGCAGCAGCAGCAGCGACGGUUCAAUCCGUUUGACCGGGAGACGCAGCAACAGCAGCAGUCGGCUUCUAUUGAGGACGGUGGCGAAUCGCCGUACAGUCCCAUUGGGGAGGAACCGUCGUCCACGUCCGCUUGGUCGCGAUUUAUAAGCAAAAUGCGCUCCUACGUUCGCAACGAGCCACGUCCGGAGGAGAUUCUCUCGGAUGACGACGACGACGAUGUGGAGCCGGCCACCGGCGACACGCUCCCGAUCGCCACCGCCAGCCGCAGCUCCGCCGGCACCGCCAGCAACAACAUCCUGAACAGCAAUCUCAGUGGUUCGUUCCACGGGGAGGACACAACCGACGACGAGAUGAUUGGCGCUAGCUUCCGCGACGAAGCUAAGCGACGUCAGAUCCGAUCCGCGCCCAAUCUUCCUUCGACCAGUGGAAUGGCUGGCGGCGGUGGCAGUGGCGGUGGAGGCCGCCUCGGUGUAGCAGCUCUACCAAAUGUUAACUUUAAUCCCGGCCAGCCCAGUCGAAGUACCGGCGAUCCGGGACGGCGUGGGAACCGUUCCGGAGGCGGCGCCAGCAGCACCGGUGGCCACUAUCCCGUGUAAAUAGCUCUAGGGUAAAUGGAUAGAAGAACGGAGCAGGUGAGUCCAUUGUUCAUCAUAUAUAUAUUUUAAGCCAGAAAAGAUGAAUUCGGGAAUAAACUAUUCGGAGAAGUGAUACGAGCAUGUGGAGAAUUAUGAUUCACCCGGUUAGGUUUAGCAGCUCAAGGCACCCAUUGCAACGGAUGUGCAAAACUUCCAUUUAAUAUGUAUGUAAAAACGUUCGGUUCGGUGCAGCGUGGGCCGCGUCACUACUAUACGUUUACACCAUUAAGUACCUAAAACGUUUUGUUCGUAAUCAUUUCUGUGUCAUUUUAUUGGAAAUCAAACUCUAUUCGAUACUCGUUUGUAAGGAAAUUUGUGGGGAAUCUUUAGGAGCAAAAAUAAAGAUUCUUGAAUCUGAAAUUGUGUAAACAGAAAGCCUCAAUGUGAUCGGAUUUUUUUAAAAGUCGUUUAUUUUUUAGUAUGUUUUACCCAUUACGAAUAUAUAUAUAUAUUAGGCAGUAAACUGAAGUAAUAUUAACCGAAUGAAAAAGUAAUUCCAUUGUGUUACACCUUAAUUGUGGUAAGGUUAGAAUGCGGGAGGCAAGACAAUGGGGGACUCGUAAAUGGCAUAGAGUCGUUUAGCAUACGGCAAAACAUUUGUGAAAGCCGAAACGAAUGAUCUUUAAAAGAUUACAACAUUAAAAUUUCCUUCAAAAACUGCUCUACAUAAAUUGUUGAAGUUCCUGUAAGACUUCUUCCCGGAGUUUUUGAAAGAAACUAAUGAUGAACAAAGAGAUUCCUUCACCUAUUUUCUUUUCAGGAGCAAUUCUAGACGUUCUUCAUGAGCUAUUUUAAGGAUUUCUCCAGGAAUUCAGUUACAAAUUCUCUCAUAGUAUUCUUCAAAACAAAACUCCAAGAAUUUUUCAGAAUAUUUAUAAAGAUUUCACCAAUCUUGUAACCUUACGCAAUUGAUCCAUUCCAAAAAAACUUCAUUAGAAUACGUCAAGGGAUUUUUAAGUUUUUGAGAAAAAUAGGUUUCCAGGAGAUUUUUCUCAAUGUUUUCCCAUGCAUUUUCCUUAAACCUUUCAAAAAUUCCUUAAUUCUUAGGAAAAAAAAUUAAAAAUAAAGAACUUAUGCAAGACUACCAACUUGACCAACUGAUACAUUACCUAUACUACCGUUGAAUAGAUAGUACAUUUCUAACAUAAUUCUUGAUUAAUCAGCUUAGAUUCAAACCCCUUCAACAUUUUGUUGAAAUUAUUGCAAUAUAUCUUCAUCCACAGCAACUUUGCAGAUUUCUGUUCGAUUCUGUUUUGUUUGAAAAUUUUCAUCAAACAUUUUUGCUGUACAAGAGUGGAACAAACUUCUCUCAAGCAAACUUUAGCUUAAGAAACUAUUAUUCAGCUAGUUGUAUUUCUUGGGUUGUUGGAUUUGGGAGAGAUUUUUGCUGAACUUGCUGCAGAUUCUUGAAGUGGUGUAACCACUUAUGCUUUUUAUGCCAAACGACGUUAUGCCACUUGAGAUACUCACACAGAAUUGUCACAGCUCAUUCAAUAUUUAACCAUCCUUAUUCCGAUAACGAAUAUCUGCGUUGUGAAAAAAAAAUAGGUUUUCUAUUGAUCAGACAGUUGAAUUAGGAUUGUUUUAUAACGACACUGUCAGAUAUAGCGAGUAUAACCCUCACAAAAAUUAGUACAUUAUCGAUCACAUACACUCUCACCCGUACACUAUAAUUAUCACUUAUCCAGGGAAACAUAUUCUGAGCGUGAGAUGUAACCAUGUUGUUCGUGUUUUGUUCGAUUAACCUAAAACCAAUCCAUAUCUUUAUUCGUUUCUUUUUGUUUUGUUUUUGAGAUCCUACCCAUUAUCAUAGGAAUAUCAAAUAUUGUUUCCUGCUUCGGCAUCGGAACGAAACACUUACCGCGCAUUAAUGGAUACGUAGAGACGCUGUACCAUAUUAGUCAACUAUUGUUAUAGUAUAAUAUGUAAGAGAAAAAAAAACAUACAUGUCGUAUAAAGGGACGGGAUCGGAACUGUGGAUUUACACUCUAUUUUAAUCACGGCGACAGCGCGUAUAGUCUUGCAAGCUUAUACCAGAGAGAAUAACAUGGAAACAACUCUACUGCCAGUCGAGUCUGCUGCUAGAGAAUGGUGUUGUUUACCGUAUCGUGUGUACCUCUAAAAACAUAUAGUGAAAUGCAUUAUUAUCAGCUAUAAGUGACACUAAAAAAAAAUAGAAAAAUCAGGUAUCUCCUGAAAAUUUAAAAACCGAAGGAAAGGAGAAACACAGACACACGCAAGUGCAGAAAGAGACGAAAGUUUGUUACUACCGUACGUACGUAUGUAGUGAGUUUUAGUUACUCUGGGUCUUAGUGUAGAGAGUAUAUCUCGCAGAAUAACUCGCAAAAAGAAAACAUCCACAUACCUACCUACACACACAAGAAACAAGGGAAUGCAGAUGGAAUAAACUGAAUUUGACUGAGAAGAGAA